AUGAUUCCUGAUGGGCCGAGUCGCGACUGGAUGUACCUGGACGGCUCUAAAUACAAUCAGUCCAUUAUCUCCUGUGUCCGAACCGUUCGAUCACAUGGCUUGAUUAUUUUACGACCGAUGGCCUUGAGGGUGUGCCUCACAUGCAUCACGAUUCUGGACGACGUCGACUGUGAAGCGUCUCCACGCAACCAGAUGCCCGUCCGAUUCAUCUGCGAACGAAGUGGUGUCCGUCACAAGGAACAACAACUAUCGAAAAACUUCAUUUGGGGAAAACUGGAACAACUUCUUGAAUUCUUCGGAUUCGGCAACGGCACACAGCCAAAGAAGGCCAACGGCACAAGUAUCGUCGAAGACGAUUAUGUCGACGAGGUCAGUAAGCUGAACAUCACUUCCACUGAGCGUGAAAUGUUGAAAAAGAUCAGAUUAUUCGAGACGUCAAGCGAAGAGGAGCGCGAGGUGCUGUCGGCGCUAAGAAAUCUGAACAAUCCUGGAUCCACAAAUGGUCCGGAGACUUCUAGUACUAGUGAAGUGACUUCUCCAGAUGCCCUGCAAGAAGUUCGACCGCAGACAAGCACGGAAAUCGAAUCUACCGCAGAUACAACACCAGAAGAGAGUACAACUCAAAGCCCGACUACCGAGGAAAGCAGGCCGACAGCAGAGGAAAUCAAUGCUGAAUCGUCGACGGUCAGGGAGAGUACCGCUGAGACGUCGGGAGAAAAGACUAGUGAAUUGUCUACAACUGAGGAGAACACGACUGAGCGGAAAGCGAGACUGAUCUACCAGCAGCAGAGAAAACGAAAGAAAGCCGUUCCGGCUCGAGCGCUUGCAGUCCCACUUCGAGAGAUCACUGAGAGGGAAGGCAACGGAGCAGCUGUAGACAAGAGCCAAAUAGAGAAGGAUUCUUCAAAGCACCAACAUGAAAUUGACCCGGAAAAAUUAGAAAAGAUUAUCAACACUAUGGAGAAAAUGGUCGCAAACCUUGAGAAUAUUUCGAUUAUCGAGAAACGUCCAGAAACCAAGUCGGAAACCGGGAAGGAACUGGUUCAGGCGGAGGUAGAGAUACGAAAGAAAGAAGCGGCCAAGGAGGAUGCACAAAAAAGCGAGACGAGGAAGAAAGUCAAAGCAAACGAUGGCCUUGUUUCUAUAUCAAAGCCUGAUAAGGAAGAUGGAGCGGGGCAAGCUGAUAUGGAAAAGGAUUUCGACGAGAAACUAAACAAGAAAAUGCCAACAACGGACAUCAAGCCCCCAGUUGAUGAGGAUUGCGAAGAAGGGGGGAGCGGAGAGAAACCGACGACUCAGACCCCGCCAGAGGAAGUGGUGAAGAAUGCCAUCGACACGGAAGACGUGGACGACCUCAGCCAGAAGCCGAAGAUUCCUGUUGAAAGGGAAGAGCACAUACAGGAUUUCCUCCGGACUCUGCGCACUUUCCUCAGUCGUGCCGAACACAGUGACUUG
This is a messenger RNA of Ostertagia ostertagi, 1455 nucleotides long. The record is from the annotation of a GenBank genome assembly. Lineage: Eukaryota; Metazoa; Nematoda; Chromadorea; Rhabditida; Trichostrongylidae.